Antechinus flavipes (yellow-footed antechinus) is the source of this 5729-nucleotide messenger RNA. It is a transcript of the gene SORCS3, whose product is annotated as sortilin related VPS10 domain containing receptor 3. The coding region runs from base 276 to 3965 and encodes 1229 amino acids. The record is from RefSeq and is a predicted model, not a curated record. Gene Ontology annotation, cellular component: postsynaptic density membrane. Gene Ontology annotation, molecular function: protein binding. Lineage: Eukaryota; Metazoa; Chordata; Mammalia; Dasyuromorphia; Dasyuridae. The transcript has 27 exons.
GAGAGAGAGAGAAGAAAAGAUAAGAGAAGAGGAGAGGGAGACAGACAGAGACAAAGAAAGAGACAGAGACACAGAGAGAGAAGAGGGGAGAGAGAGAGCGCGCGCAGAGGAUCUCCAGGCGGCGGGAGACACCCUCCUUCCCCCGCCUACCCCUCCCCCUCCCCUUCCCACUCCCCACACGCGCGCGCACAUUUCACUCCCCCCACCCCCCCACGCCGGACCCCGCACCUCGGCGCCAACGGACCAGCCAGCCCAGCAGCGGGAGCCGCAGCGGGAUGGAGGCGGCAGCCACGGAGCGCCCCGCAGGCUGGCCGGGGGCGCCCAUAGCCCGGACUGGGCUCCUGCUCCUUUCUACUUGGGUCCUAGCUGGGGCCGAGAUUACUUGGGGAGGCGGUGGCAGCGGCAGUGGCGCCCCCGCCUCGCCGCCCCGGCUGUCGCUGCUCUCACAGCGGGGAGUAGCGGGCCAGUGGCCGGAGCCAGCGGCGAGAAGAGGUGGGGGUCUGGGGCGCUGGCCCAGGGAAGAGAUACCUUAUCCUGGCGGUAACGGCGACAGCCAGCCGGAGGAAGAAGAGAAGGAAGAAGAGGAAGAAGCUGGGGGGCAGGAGGAGAGAGCGCCCUGGGGCCAUGGUUUUCUGGAGCUCAGGGGGUCUACCCCAGAAGCGCAAGGAAAGCUUGGAGCUAGAAGGAGUCGCAGGGCGCAGCCCCCGGGCUCUCUGGCCCAGUGGGGCAGCCGGGGAAAUUCCCCGGCGGACGGAUCGAGAGGGAGCCGGGCACCUGCUAAGGGAUCUCAAGAAGAAGGGAGGGGGCCGAGGGCUCGGGGAACGGCGGCAGAAGAGCUCAAACUGACCAGCACCUCGUUUGCUUUGACCGGGGACUCGGCGCACAACCAAGCCAUGGUGCACUGGUCUGGAUAUAACAGCAGCGUGAUACUGAUUCUGACCAAGCUCUAUGACUUCAACCUGGGCAGCGUGACGGAGAGCUCACUUUGGAGGUCAACAGACUAUGGCACUACCUAUGAGAAACUAAAUGACAAAGUGGGGCUCAAGACUGUCCUGAGUUACCUUUAUGUCAAUCCUACCAACAAACGGAAGAUAAUGCUUCUCAGCGAUCCUGAGAUAGAGAGCAGCAUUUUGAUUAGCUCAGAUGAAGGUGCCACCUACCAAAAGUACAGGCUGAACUUUUAUAUUCAGAGCCUACUCUUCCAUCCUCAGCAGGAAGACUGGAUCCUAGCCUAUAGUCUGGACCAAAAGCUCUAUAGCUCCAUGGAUUUUGGGAGAAGAUGGCAACUGAUGCAUGAGCAUAUUACACCCAACAGGUUUUACUGGUCAGUCACAGGCUUGGAUAAGGAGCCUGACCUUGUACACAUGGAGGCGAGGACAACUGACGGAUAUGCUCAUUAUCUUACCUGCCGUAUCCAGGAAUGUUCAGAAACCAUCAAGAGUGGGCCUUUUGCCCGUUCCAUUGACAUCAGUUCAUUGGUGGUCCAAGAUGAAUAUGUUUUUAUUCAGGUGACUUCGGGUGGAAGAGCCAGCUACUAUGUAUCCUACAGAAGAGACCCCUUUGCCCAGAUUAAGCUGCCCAAAUAUUCUCUGCCAAAGGACAUGCAUAUCAUCAGCACAGAUGAGAGCCAAGUGUUUGCAGCAGUUCAAGAAUGGAACCAAAAUGAUACUUAUAACCUCUAUAUCUCUGACACACGUGGUGUCUACUUUACCUUGGCCCUGGAGAACGUCAAGAGUAGUCGGGGCUUAGAGGGCAAUAUCAUCAUUGACCUAUAUGAGGUAGCAGGCAUCAAAGGGAUAUUCCUGGCCAACAAAAAAGUGGAUGACCAAGUGAAGACCUUUAUAACUUACAACAAAGGCAGAGAUUGGCGUCUGCUCCAGGCACCGGACACUGAUCUGAGAGGGAACCCUGUCAACUGUUUAUUGCCCUUUUGUUCCUUACAUCUCCACCUGCAGAUCUCAGAAAACCCAUAUUCAUCAGGGCGAAUCUCCAGCAAAGACACGGCCCCUGGGUUGGUGGUAGCCACAGGAAAUGUCGGCACAGAACUCUCAUACACAGAAGUCGGCAUGUUUGUCUCUUCUGAUGGGGGAAAUACCUGGAAACAGAUCUUUGAUGAAGAAUACAACAUCUGGUUCUUGGACUGGGGAGGAGCUCUUGUGGCCAUGAAACACACAUCUAUGCCCAUUAAGCAUUUGUGGGUGAGUUUCGAUGAGGGGAGCUCCUGGGACAAGUAUGGUUUUACUUCGGUUCCACUCUUCGUGGAUGGGUCUCUGGUGGAUCCAGGUGUGGAGACACAGAUAAUGACAGUUUUCGGCCACUUCAGCCUCCGUUCUGAGUGGCAGCUAGUGAAAGUGGACUACAAAUCCAUCUUCAGUCGAAGGUGCAUCAAGGAUGACUUCCAGACCUGGCACUUGCUUAAUCAGGGAGAACCCUGUGUCAUGGGAGAAAGGAAAAUAUUCAAGAAACGCAAGCCAGGAGCGCAGUGUGCAUUAGGACGGGAUUACUCGGGAACUGUGGUUUCAGAACCAUGCAUCUGUGCAGACUGGGACUUUGAAUGCGAUUAUGGCUAUGAGAGACAUGGAGAUAAUCAGUGCAUCCCUGCUUUCUGGUAUAAUCCAUCAUCUCCAUCAAAGGAUUGCAGCCUUGGCCAGAGCUAUCUCAACAGUACUGGGUACCGGAGAAUUGUGUCUAACAACUGCACGGACGGGCUAAGGGAGAAGUAUACUGCUAAAUCCCAGCAGUGCCCAGGCAAGGCUCCAAGGGGUCUCCAUGUGGUGACUGUGGAUGGGCGCUUGGUGGCUGAGCAAGGGCACAAUGCUACCUUUGUCAUCCUCAUGGAGGAGGGUGAUCUCCAGAGGACAAACAUCCAGCUAGACUUUGGAGAUGGGAUUGCUGUGUCCUACGCUAACUUCAGCCCCAUUGAGGACGGCAUCAAGCAUGUGUACAAGAGUGCGGGGAUCUUCCAGGUGACGGCUUAUGCGGAGAACCACUUGGGCUCAGAUACUGCCGUCCUCUUCCUACAUGUGGUUUGUCCUGUGGAACAUGUCCAUCUCAGUGUUCCUUUUGUAGCCAUCAUGAAUAAAGAGGUCAAUGUCACUGCAGUUGUAUGGCCCAGCCAGCUGGGGACCCUCACCUAUUUCUGGUGGUUUGGCAACAGCACUAAGCCCCUGAUCACCUUGAAUAGCAGCAUUUCCUUCAUGUUCACCUCAGAGGGACUAAACACUAUAACAGUCCAGGUGGCAGCCGGCAACGCCCUCAUCCAGGACUCCAAAGAUAUUGCAGUUCAUGAGUAUUUCCAGUCACAGUUACUGUCAUUCUCACCCAAUCUGGACUAUCACAAUCCUGACAUCCCUGAGUGGAGACAAGAUAUUGGCAAAGUCAUCAAGCGAGCUCUGGUCAAAGUCACUAGUGUUCCAGAAGACCAGAUUCUAGUGGCGGUGUUCCCUGGCCUCCCUACCUCAGCUGAACUCUUCAUCCUGCCUCACAAGAAUAUGACUGAGAGAAGGAAAGGCAAUGAAGCCGACCUGGAGCAAAUUGCAGAACUUCUGUUUAAUGCUCUAAAUCAGAACUUGAUCCAGUUUGAGCUCAAGCCAGGGGUCCAAGUCAUUGUCUAUGUCACUCAGUUGACAUUAGCUCCACUUGUGGACUCCAGCACAGGGCACAGCAGCUCAGCAAUGUUGAUGCUUUUGUCUGUAGUCUUUGUGGGCUUGGCUGUCUUCUUGAUCUAUAAGUUUAAAAGGAAAAUUCCCUGGAUAAACAUCUAUGCCCAAGUUCAACAUGACAAGGAGCAGGAGAUGAUUGGGUCGGUGAGCCAAAGUGAAAAUGCUCCAAAAAUCACCCUCAGUGACUUUACAGAGCCCGAGGAGCUGCUGGACAAAGAACUGGACACACGAGUCAUAGGUGGGGUUGCCACCAUUGCCAACAGUGGAAGCACAAAGGAAAUUCCCAACUGCACUAGUGUUUAAUGUGGAGAAGAAGCCCCACGGUCUAUCACCUUUCUGAUUUUUUUUUUAUUCUUGAUGAUUAUUGUUGUUCUUAUUAUGGGGGGGGGGAAGAAAACUAUCACUUUUUAAAAAUCCUCUACUAUUCUGGAGUCCCCUUUACAAACAGAGGACAUUGGAGAAAGUCCUUCUUAACCAAUUAAAAUGUCUCAAGAAUCAAUAAGUAUGCUCCUGCCGCAGUAGAAGGCUCUCCUCUCCUUGCUGCUUCUGGGCCAUCUUCUGCCAGUGGCGGCUCAAAAGUGGGACUUACUACGUCCUCCUGGGCUCUACCUUGUUUUGUUGUUGUAGUUGUUGUUUUCCUUUAUACACACAAACUCACCAACCCAUGAUCUAGUCUGCUUCUGCAGGGCCCCAGUGGAAGUAUCUCCCAGAAGCAGGCCCUGUGGCCCUACCUAGUGCAUGUCAACACUGAACAGACCAACGAUGAAGAGGGCAGCAUAUUGUAGAUAAUGACAAUGUAAAUAGCUUUUUAUUUCCUGGGAAAUAAUUUAAUGUUUAGUAAAAAAAGAAAAAGAAAAAAGGAAGAAACUUGGUGUGCAUCCACACUCACACAUACAUACACAUGCACUUAAAAUGGACAAAUCCACCAGGAUCCUGUUUGGCAAGUGUGAAUUCUGUCGUCUGUCACAUUUAAUUCUGUGGCCACAACAUCGCUGUUUCCUAAUCUGUAUGUUAAAAGUGGAAUUAUUUUAGAUGGUUAAAAAGAUUAGAAUGAAGUGCCAUCUAAUACACAGAGCUCUCUGGGUUCCCCAGAUGGUAUAAUAGCAUGACUUUUGGGAUACACUCAACAAGUGUAAGAUUUCCCUCCCCUUAUCAGGCUAAGAAAACAGUACUUGCCUAAUAGGAAAUCAGCCUGAUUAUAAAUUAUAUUAGGAAAUUAUUGCUCUAAUUCCUUCUGCCCAUGAGAGCACAUUAAGUAUGUUCUCUUAGCUCAAGAACAUAUUCUGGGCAUCUACACUCUCAGUGACUCCUUGCUGGAUUCAGUUAAGUGGUAGAAGGGAAUGGUUAGUAGACUGGUAGCAUGGGCCUGACCCAUGUAUUUUUUAAUAAGCCAAAUAGCAACCUAGUGGUCUGAUGAUCUUAGUCAACUCUGCAAUGCUGUGAUAUUUCAUUGUCGGGAGUAUGCACCUUCCUUAAAGUCAAGUGUCUGCUUUAGUUCCCUUUAGAUAAUUCAUGUCUUUGGGGGGGAGGCCCUGAGCUUAGCAGCCAUUCUCAUUUUCUCUGCUUCACAUAUUUGCCCAUCCUAAUUCCAUUACCCUUGGGUUGUUCUAGCCCAAACUCUGAACACUAUUAUUUUUUUCAGGGGAGCAAGAUGGAAACAUUAAUUUUAAAAAAUGAUACAUUCAUAGGAUAGUCCUCAUAAGAGGUAAAAGGCAAAUGACUUUUUUAGGGUAUUUUUUUCACAUUCUUCCCUUUAUGAAAAAAUGUAAGGCAUCUGAAAGAAUGCCAUUGGCUGAUUACAGCAAGAUAGAACAUCCAUCCCUACAUUUCUCUGAAAAGAUCAGGAGUGUUUAUAAGCACUCUGCUUUUUUGUUUCAAGGGUUAAUUGGGGCAGACAAUUGCAGUACUUGUAUUAAACACUGGAAUACAAAUGCAUGAGUCAUAUCUAUAUAUACAGUAUAUGUAUAUAUACUGUUCUUGGUUUUAUUGUUCCAUUUGAAUAUUUCUACUGUAAAAAAGGCAGUGGUUUUGAAAUUGUUGAAAAUAAAUGUAUUUUUGUACAUCAAA